Messenger RNA from Verticillium nonalfalfae, 522 nucleotides. RefSeq lists its product as uncharacterized. Gene Ontology annotation, molecular function: N-acetyltransferase activity. The record is from RefSeq and is a predicted model, not a curated record. The transcript has 2 exons. NCBI's taxonomy places the organism in Eukaryota, Fungi, Ascomycota, Sordariomycetes, Glomerellales, Plectosphaerellaceae. The coding region runs from base 1 to 522 and encodes 173 amino acids.
AUGGCAACCCAAUGUAGCUACCGUUUCGCCACUCGAGAAGAUGUCCCGACAAUCUACUCUUUUCUUCGCGAAGGAUCCAGUGAGCAGGACCCUGAAAGUAAGCCGAAGCUCACAGAGACGAAACUUCUCGAUACGCUGAGCUUCAUCGAGUCCAGCAAAGAUGUAAGAAGGGAACCUUCAUUUACGCCAGGCUUCGCAAAGACUCUCUUACUUAUCUCUCCCGAAGGAGACAUAGCUGGAAUGGCUAUUUUCUUCUACAACUACUCUACGUGGUCGGCUGAGCCAGGUAUUUCCCUUGAGGAACUCUUUGUAUCGGAAAGAUACCGGCGUCGGGGAUACGCAGGUCUUUUAAUCAAGAGGUUGGUCACUGAGGCUCAGGAGCUGGGUGGCACAAAAUUGGAAUGGAAUUGCUACAGAAGCAACGAGCCCGCUUUGAAAUUUUACGACAGUCUUGGAGCAAAGCGGAUGGAACAUUGGGUGACGCUCAGACUGGAUGAAGAGGCAAUGGAACAACUAGCUUAA